CAUGUCAUUGGAACUGCAGUCAGAGUGAAUCCAGACGAAAGCUGCUGACACAGUUUGGAGGAAAAUGCAUCUGGUCCGUUGGGUCUUCGCAGGUCUUCUAGCAGUCGGCUCAUCUGAACUCUGCUGUGCUGGUCCUCUCCAUGCACAGUGCAAAGUAGAAUGGUAUUUUGGGAUCCCAUGUCAGGAGGUUUAUGAAUCCCUGGUUUCACAGAUUAAGAAGUGGAGAACCAUGUCUGGUUGCAGCCUGGGAGGACAGAGGUGCCUCUACAAGUUGCUGUCAGCCUCUGUCCACUUUAUAGCUGCCAAGCACACCACUCCCUUUAAGAGGUAUGUGGACGACAUCAGCUUCCGACUGGUCUCGUAUCACUUCUUCACUUGCUGUCACGUUUCGGCCAUGUCCAUCUCUGAGACCUGGUAUGCCAUCACAGACCACGGCACCAACUACUGCAACCUUUACAACCUGAUGGAAGGAAGUGGUCUAACUGAAUCCAGAGGUUAUAAAGAGGUCACCAGUGACUUUGUGUGCACCCAGCGCUCCACCGCUAACUGUACGGUUUACUGACUGAGUCUAUGAGGAUCUGAGUUCAUUGCUGUAUAGAAAACGUAAUUACUGGGGAGUUUAGAAGAAUGAUUUUCUUUCUUUAAAACUACAAUUCACAUGCAGGCUGCUUUCUGUUGUUGUAUUUUGGGGUCCACUGUCCUUUCACUGUCACUUUCCUUAUGCAAUAAAUGUAUAAUGAAUACACUUUAAUUCCAUAUUCUAUGAAGAAUAUACAAUAACAUACAUUCCCAUUUCCCUAGUAAAUAACCUAUGAUUAAUGAAGUUAAGUUAGAUAUGUCUAGUUGCUUCAUAAUCUACUUUGAAACUUUCUUAAUAGUGCGAUUGAUCUCAUUUGCUAUUUUGCUCAUUUUAUUUUUACUGUGCACAUUAUUAUGCCAUGUACUGCUACUUUACCUUUUGUUGUGUAAAAUAAAAAGUGAUUAAAUGAUAAAAUCUA
Amphiprion ocellaris (clown anemonefish) is the source of this 998-nucleotide messenger RNA. RefSeq lists its product as uncharacterized. Bases 65 to 562 code for a protein of 165 amino acids. The record is from RefSeq and is a predicted model, not a curated record. NCBI's taxonomy places the organism in Eukaryota, Metazoa, Chordata, Actinopteri, Pomacentridae. The transcript has 5 exons.